UGGUUUGUGUGGUGAUAAAUUGGCGGGAAGUAAGUGGAAGUAGGUUAAUGAAAAAUUCUCGCAAUUUUUAGCAUAAAUUUGCAGUUUACUUGUUUUUAAAUUUCAUAUCACCUUAAUUUACACAAUGCCUGUCGCAAAGUUGAAAGUCCAACAACAAAUUGCUAAUAUUAUCAAAAGGUUUAAGUUCGAUGAAUUAGAAACAUCGGUAAUGACGACUUUCCCAGAAAUAUCAUGGACUGAUCUGAAGAGUGCAUUGGUUAAACAUCGUAGAGCCUUCAUAUCAACUAAUGUGGCACUAGUUUUUAGACAACUCAUUUCUGAAGCAAAGAUUGAAGACAAAGUUUUAUGCGACCGUUUAUUAACCUUACAACUAAUUGACAUUAGUUGGCAUAGUAAGAAGAGUAUAUGGUAUUGUUAUACAUUUACAGAUUCUAACAGAUCGUCAAGUUAUUUGACAAGUACACAAAUUCAAACUAACAUGCAAGAUUACUUCGAUUCUCUAAACAUAGCAACUGACAUAAGGAUAAAUGUACACAAUGAUAUUACUUACAUUUCUUUAAUGGAAAAAGUAAGUACAAGUAGAAAAAGGAAACUCCAACAUGUGAGGCCAAUAUAUGUUGCCUUCUUUAUGGAUCAGAAAUAUUUCUUUUCUACCCAUAAACACCUUUCAUCUGAUAUCUUAAAUGCAGUAGCAAAAGGUGUGGGUUUUGACAAUCCUAAACGACUCAAGUUAUCUGGUAGAGUCCUUCAGUCAUUGAAUCAGUUGUGUUGGAACAAAAAAGAAGGAGCAGUGAAUUCUGAGAACGUUACAGAAGAUUUAACAUAUAUUGAAAAUGAACCUGAUAUAAGAGACACUGGUGUCGAUUUUACUCAACAGAAUGCACGGGAAAAUUAUACUAAAAGAUGUUUUAGUGACAAUCCUCCAAAUUUGGAAAAACUUGUUUGUACAGGAUUAGAGAUACCUUUUUCACAUGAAUCCAUAGCGAUGGAGUUAGCAGGUGAAGAAAUAUCCGUAAAAUGGGAGUUUCGUAGUCGCGAUAUUGCUACGUGGUUGUCAAAAUUAAUAGAGCGACGUGUACUCGUUACACCUGUACCUCAUUAUAUAUCAAACUUAAUGACACUUGGUAGAAAUGAACUGACUCUUGCGAGAGAUAGUGAUUGAUCGAGCGAUGAAACGUGUCAGAUGAAUUAGUUUGUCAGUUCGAAAGACGAGGCAAAAAAAUUGCUCCUGCUUAUAAAAACAUAUUUUUAGAUAAUUAUUACUAUCGAUUAAAACUUAACAACUUUAUUUCUGUGUUGCGCUAAUAUAUUUUUUAUUAUAUGUUGAUUAAAUAGCGAGAUUUUAAUAACUUGAUAGAAUUAAUAAACCUAAAUGAAAUUUGUACGUAUAAAUCAGGAAUUAGAUAUAUUAAAUAAAUAAGGACAGACUGUAACGUUUUAUACAAUA
Molecule: messenger RNA, 1447 nt
Organism: Ceratina calcarata
Lineage: Eukaryota; Metazoa; Arthropoda; Insecta; Hymenoptera; Apidae
Exons: 6
Coding region: 125-1162 (345 amino acids)
Cellular component (GO): nucleoplasm
Source: RefSeq, a predicted model, not a curated record